Molecule: messenger RNA, 2900 nt
Organism: Daucus carota subsp. sativus
Lineage: Eukaryota; Viridiplantae; Streptophyta; Magnoliopsida; Apiales; Apiaceae
Product: elongation factor 2
Exons: 4
Coding region: 114-2645 (843 amino acids)
Biological process (GO): translational elongation
Cellular component (GO): ribonucleoprotein complex; cytosol
Molecular function (GO): GTP binding; GTPase activity; translation elongation factor activity
Source: RefSeq, a predicted model, not a curated record
CUCGGCAUCGCCUCGGCAUAUAUUUCACCAUUUUUAUCAUCACUGCUCGCUGAGCUCACCGAUCACUCAUCUCUCUCGAAUUCAGAUUUGGUCGGUGACAAGCAGUAGUCAAGAUGGUGAAGUUUACCGCUGAUGGGUUCCGUGCUAUUAUGGACAAGAAGAAUAACAUUCGUAAUAUGUCUGUUAUUGCGCAUGUUGAUCAUGGGAAGUCCACCCUUACUGAUUCUCUGGUGGCUGCUGCUGGUAUCAUUGCACAAGAAGUAGCUGGUGAUGUUCGAAUGACUGAUACUCGAGCUGAUGAAGCUGAGCGUGGUAUUACAAUCAAGUCAACAGGAAUCUCGCUUUACUAUGAGAUGUCAGAUGACUCUUUGAAGAGCUACAAAGGGGAGAGGGAUGGGAAUGAGUACCUGAUCAAUCUUAUAGACUCUCCUGGGCACGUUGAUUUUUCAUCAGAGGUUACUGCAGCGCUACGUAUAACUGAUGGAGCACUUGUUGUUGUCGAUUGCAUUGAAGGUGUAUGUGUCCAAACUGAAACUGUCCUUAGACAAGCCCUUGGAGAAAGGAUACGACCUGUCUUGACUGUAAACAAGAUGGACAGGUGUUUUCUUGAGCUGCAGGUUGACGGGGAGGAGGCAUACCAAACAUUUCAAAGAGUUAUUGAGAAUGCCAAUGUCAUCAUGGCAACCUAUGAAGAUCCCCUCCUUGGUGAUGUUCAGGUCUACCCAGAGAAAGGUACUGUUUCUUUCUCAGCUGGUUUGCACGGUUGGGCCUUUACUCUGACAAACUUUGCCAAGAUGUAUGCCUCAAAGUUUGGUGUUGAUGAAUCUAAGAUGAUGGAAAGACUCUGGGGUGAGAAUUUCUUUGAUCCUGCUACGAAGAAGUGGACUACUAAGCAUACGGGCAGUGCUACAUGCAAACGUGGAUUUGUUCAAUUCUGUUAUGAACCCAUCAAGCAGAUUAUAAACACUUGCAUGAAUGAUCAGAAAGAUAAGCUCUGGCCCAUGCUGCAGAAACUUAAUGUAACCAUGAAGUCUGAUGAGAAGGAAUUGAUGGGGAAACCCUUGAUGAAACGUGUGAUGCAGAACUGGCUGCCUGCAAGUACAGCUCUCCUUGAAAUGAUGAUAUUCCAUCUUCCCUCUCCUUCGAAGGCUCAGAAAUAUCGUGUAGAAAAUUUGUACGAGGGACCACUUGAUGACAUCUAUGCCAAUGCUAUUAGGAACUGUGAUCCAAAUGGACCUCUUAUGCUAUAUGUCUCCAAGAUGAUACCAGCUUCUGAUAAGGGUAGGUUUUUUGCCUUUGGUCGUGUGUUCGCUGGUAAGGUCUCUACCGGUCUAAAGGUCAGGAUCAUGGGUCCUAACUACGUCCCUGGCGAGAAAAAGGAUUUAUAUGUUAAGAGUGUCCAGAGAACUGUUAUUUGGAUGGGGAAGAAGCAGGAAACAGUUGAGGAUGUGCCAUGUGGUAACACUGUUGCAAUGGUUGGUCUGGAUCAGUUCAUCACCAAAAAUGCUACUCUGACAAAUGAGAAAGAAGUUGAUGCCCAUCCAAUCAAAGCAAUGAAGUUUUCUGUCUCACCUGUUGUUCGUGUUGCUGUUCAGUGCAAAGUGGCUUCAGACCUUCCCAAGCUUGUGGAAGGACUAAAACGUUUGGCAAAGUCUGAUCCUAUGGUUGUCUGUACCAUUGAGGAGUCUGGGGAGCACAUCGUUGCCGGUGCUGGAGAACUUCACCUUGAGAUCUGCUUGAAGGAUUUGCAAGAUGAUUUUAUGGGAGGUGCGGAAAUUGUUAUGUCUGAUCCUGUAGUUUCCUUCCGUGAAACUGUCCUCGAGAAGUCUUCUCGCACCGUAAUGAGCAAGUCUCCUAAUAAGCAUAACCGCUUGUACAUGGAAGCUAGACCGCUUGAGGAAGGUCUACCUGAGGCCAUUGAUGAUGGACGUAUUGGCCCACGAGAUGAUCCCAAAGCUCGUUCAAAAAUUCUGUCAGAGGAGUUUGGGUGGGACAAGGAUCUUGCAAAGAAAAUCUGGUGUUUUGGCCCAGAAACAACUGGCCCUAAUAUGGUUGUGGAUAUGUGCAAGGGAGUGCAGUAUCUUAAUGAAAUUAAGGACUCUGUGGUAGCUGGAUUUCAGUGGGCUUCCAAAGAAGGUGCGUUGGCCGAAGAAAACAUGAGAGGUAUCUGUUUUGAGGUGUGUGAUGUUGUUCUCCAUGCUGAUGCUAUUCACAGGGGUGGUGGCCAGGUUAUCCCAACUGCCCGUAGAGUUAUAUAUGCUUCUCAACUAACUGCCAAGCCCCGUCUUUUGGAGCCUGUCUACCUGGUCGAGAUUCAGGCUCCUGAGCAAGCUCUCGGUGGUAUCUACAGUGUGCUGAAUCAGAAGCGUGGACAUGUAUUCGAAGAAAUGCAGAGGCCUGGUACACCCCUGUAUAACAUUAAGGCUUAUCUCCCUGUUAUCGAGUCAUUUGGAUUCUCAGGUCAGUUGAGAGCUUCUACAUCAGGACAGGCCUUCCCGCAGUGUGUGUUUGAUCACUGGGAUAUGAUGUCAUCCGAUCCCCUUGAAGCUGGAACCCAGGCAUCAACACUUGUGGCUGAUAUCAGGAAGAGGAAGGGUUUGAAGCAGCAGAUGACUCCUCUAUCUGAGUACGAGGACAAGCUUUAAGCCACUGAAUGCUGCGGAUGAUUGAUCAUUUGGUUGGAAAUAGACUGCAGGUCUAUCCUUUUCUAAAUUUUGCUCUCGGAUUUAGGAUGCUUUUAUGUAUCAGCACUAAAGUUUUGUUUUUUUAAUCUUGUUAUGAUGAGGUACAUUUGGAGGUUAUGUUGCCGUGUUUUCUAUCGGUCUUAUAUCGGGUGUUUGAGCUUAGAAUCAUGUUUGUGGCUUCUGUGCUAUAUUGCUAUCUAUGACUUGCUUUGCUUC